Messenger RNA from Gekko japonicus, 359 nucleotides. RefSeq names its product microfibril-associated glycoprotein 4-like. The transcript has 2 exons. The annotation marks the transcript as partial. The record is from RefSeq and is a predicted model, not a curated record. Gene Ontology annotation, biological process: elastic fiber assembly. Lineage: Eukaryota; Metazoa; Chordata; Lepidosauria; Squamata; Gekkonidae.
AUUUUCCAGAAACGCUUCAAUGGUACCGUCAGUUUCUUUCGGGGUUGGAACGACUACAAGUUCGGCUUUGGCAGGGCAGAUGGCGAAUACUGGCUAGGACUGCAAAAUAUCCACCUGCUGACCCUUAAGCACAAGUACGAGCUACGUGUGGAGCUGGAGGACUUUGAGAACAACACGGCCUUUGCCAAAUAUACAGAGUUUUCACUCUCACCCAAUGCCAUCAGCGCAGAGGAAGACGGGUACACGCUCCAUGUGUCGGGCUUCACUGAUGGGGGAGCAGGUGAGAGAGAGAGUCCUGGAUUCUUAGUUCCCAGUUCUUCCCCUCUGUAAUGAAUUACUCCAUUCUUCUCCCAGGGAUG